AUGGCCGGAACCAUUCGGCGCAAGUACCUUUCACGAUCAAAGGAGCGAAGCUUGUGUGAAAAAUCAAAAUGGUGAGUAAAAAUUUGCAUUUAUUUGCAUACAAUACAUAGAUGGAAAAUGUUGAAUUGAUCAUUCCCACAUUUGCAUAGGAAAGGCACUGUGAUUGUAAAAGUUCUUGCAGUGUAAAAAGGAAAGAGAAUGGAACUCGAGGUUGUCGUUGCAAAGGGCGAAAUGUCGAAUGUUCGGAUAAAUGCCGGUGUGGUACUCGCGAUAAACCUUGCAAGAAUAUAGUAAGUAUGUCAAUAUAUUAAUUUAAACAUUAAAAUUAUAAAUCGAAAGCAUGAAUUUAACAAUUGCUUUUAUGAUUUUCGUCUAGGCAAUGACAGAAAACAUGGGAAGGGAGAGAGACAACAGGAGUGAAAAAGCUACGGAUACUCGUGCAAAACAAGGCAAAGAAAAAGGCUUUCGUCUUAGUUCUAAACCAACCGAGUCAGAGGAGACACAGAGGGAAAAGGAGCACAAAGAUGUCAAG
Paramuricea clavata is the source of this 532-nucleotide messenger RNA. The record is from the annotation of a GenBank genome assembly. Lineage: Eukaryota; Metazoa; Cnidaria; Anthozoa; Malacalcyonacea; Plexauridae.